This is a messenger RNA of Aplosporella prunicola CBS 121167, 1023 nucleotides long. RefSeq lists its product as uncharacterized. The record is from RefSeq and is a predicted model, not a curated record. The transcript has a single exon. NCBI's taxonomy places the organism in Eukaryota, Fungi, Ascomycota, Dothideomycetes, Botryosphaeriales, Aplosporellaceae. The coding region runs from base 59 to 985 and encodes 308 amino acids.
GACGAAAUCUUAACAACAAAUUCAAAUUACACACUGAAAACAUACCUUAACCGCGACCAUGCUUGGCUUCUGCGCUGCUCCUUCAUUUCUCCCGGAUCGGGACAUACCCGAUCUUAGCGGAAAGGUUGUCAUUGUGACUGGAGGCAAUGCUGGACUAGGCUUCGAGACGGUGCGACAACUCGCAAAGCACAACCCCGCGCGCAUCUAUCUUGCCGCGCGAUCCAAGGAGAAGGGCCAAGCGGCCAUUCAGCAACUGAAAGAGUCCGAAGGGAAUAUCGCGCCGAUUACCUUCCUAAGCCUAGAUCUGUCUUCGUUUGAGAGCAUCAAGGCGGCUGUCCAGGCAUUCCAGGCUUGCGAGUCUCGUCUCGACAUUCUCAUCAACAAUGCCGGGAUCAUGAUGACGGCUCCAGGCCUUACCAAAGAGGGCUAUGAAAUUCAGUUCGGAACCAACGUUAUGGGCCACGCUCUGUUCACGCAGCUCCUUUUGCCCACGCUCCAGGAAACGGCCAAGAUCAACCCCGAUGUCCGCGUCGUCACUUUGUCUUCGGCCUCUGAGGCCAUGGCCCCGGCCGAUUUGUAUCCCUUCGAUGAGUUCAAAACAACCAUGCUUGAGCGCAAUACCACAGCGCGCUACUGUAUUUCCAAGCUCGCCAAUGCACACUACACCUCCGCCAUCGCCGAGCGACACAACGACGUCAAGUUCAUCUGCGUGCAUCCCGGGAUGGCGGCAACAAACCUUCACCAUGAGUCAACAGGCGUCUUCCUCAAGCCGUUCCUCGAUGUUGCCGUUUGGGCUUUUGCGUCGACGGUUGAAAAAGGUGCCUUGAACCAGCUAUGGGCUUCUAUCAGCCCAGAUGCAAAGACUGGAGAGUUCUAUUCUCCAGUCGGAAUACCUGGAAAGGGCUCCGAGCGCGUUCAAGAUCGCGAACUACAGGAGCAGCUGUGGAGUUGGACUCAGGAAGAACUUAAGUCGCAUAUCCAGUAGUACCUUCUCGUUAUUUAGGCAUAAUGACAUCAAGUUCU